Messenger RNA from Chaetomium strumarium, 1002 nucleotides. RefSeq lists its product as uncharacterized. The record is from RefSeq and is a predicted model, not a curated record. Lineage: Eukaryota; Fungi; Ascomycota; Sordariomycetes; Sordariales; Chaetomiaceae. The transcript is spliced from 5 exons. Bases 1 to 1002 code for a protein of 333 amino acids.
AUGGUGCUGCGGCCCGAAAAGAGGGUAGGAGGGUGGUCUCUGACUGCGCUCACCGGCCUCCCGGCGCGGUCGAGGCGCGUCGUGUUGCCCAUUGCGGCCUGGCCCGUGUUCAAACACUCGCCACAAUCUAAACGGGUGCAACUCGUCGCUGGCAAGUCUCCCCACCUAUGUGCCUCAGGCAAUCCCAUUCAACCCCUUAGGGGUUUGGCUGGCCACAUAGAUCCCUUCACUUUCACAGCUCCUGCACCCCAUCCCGCAUCCAGUCCCGCACUCAGUCCCGCACACGAAUUCCGCGGUCGUUCACGCACAUGGUCGCCAACUCGCGCUGUACUCCACCUCCAUCUGGCCCCACACCACCUCAACCCUAGCAUCUCCCACCUCGGCCUCAUUGGUCACUUCAACCUCCUCUCUGUCGGCCCCCACUUCCUCCGAGAUAUGAAUGAGCCUGCUUUCCGGGCAAUACCGCGGGAGGGUGUGGAGGGAGUGAGCAGGCUUGCUAAGAUCACCCCCGACCACCUGAAUUGGGAAAAGGACUGGGAGUCAAUCGAGAAGCUCGUGGAGCCAAUUCUCCAGAAGCACCAGGCGAAGUACGAGCAGCUGGAGCAGUCGGGUUCGACACAUCGGGAUAAGCAUCUAGCGAACCGCGAUGCAACGCGGGGCCGCACCACCCUCAAGUUGCUGCAGGAGAGAGAGCUACACUCGUACCAGCUGAGCAGCUCCGAGCCCGGAAGGGCUUCGCCCGGCAUUGCCCACCUACUGGCGUACGCGAUAGAGAAGGACGCGUCGGCUGGCCCCAGGAGCAGCACAAGUCCGCGUCCCUUUGACGAUGUGCGGCAAGAGCUCGACGACAUUAUCUCGGUUCGUAUCGAAGAUGAAGUGUACACAGCGCAGCAGAACCUCGAGGACCACGUCCGGGACGCCAUCAUGGAGGCGACGGACCAGGUCGAGGAGAAGGUUGUGGAGCGGCUAAGCUCCGCCAGUGUUUGCAUCUUGUUUGGAUAA